AUGCAGAACAAAGAGGAUCAUCAAUUCAAGAAGUUUCUUAAAAUGUUUAAACAAUUGCAUGUUAAUAUUCCCUUUGUUGAUGCUUUGAUGCAAAUACCUUCUUAUGCUAAAUUUCUUGAGGAAAUUAUGGCUAAAAAGAAGAUAUUGGAAGACUAUGAGACUAUUGCUUUAAGUGAAGAAUGUAGUGUUGUAAUUCAACAAAAGCUUCCACCUAAAUUGAAAGAUCCUGGCAAUUUUUCUAUUCCUUUUAUAGUUGGUGAGAUAAAUUUUUCUAGAGAUUUAUGUGACAUAGGUGCAAGUGUCUCACUCAUGCCAUUGUCUAUUUACAAGAAGCUAGGCUUAAAUGAUUUAAAAUACACUACUGUUUCUUUGCAACUUGCUGUAGGAAGACCAUUUUUAGCUACUGCUGGUACUAUAAUUGAUGUUAAAAAUGGUAAACUAACUUUUAAAAUUGGUGAGGAGGAGGUGCAUUUCGAUUUGUCUCAAGCAACAAAACACUCUCCUGUUUCUGAUCAUGUGUUUAGAGUUAAUGAGAUAACUGAUUUAGAUAGAAAAUCAAUAGAUUUUGUUUCUGAAAAUACCCUCGAAGUAUGUCUAACAAGUGCAGGUACAACUCAAGAUGAAAAUGUAGACUUAAUAGAGAUUGCAAAUGCUAUUGAAGCAUGCCCACCUUGGAAGAAAAGAGGUAAUUCUGAAGUUUUAAAGGUAGCUAGCUUACAAUACAAACCUUACUUGGUUGGUGAGAUAGUGCAAGAGCUGGUGCCUAAAGAAGUGACUGAUUUCUUAGAAGACCCUAGCUAA
Molecule: messenger RNA, 801 nt
Organism: Chenopodium quinoa (quinoa)
Lineage: Eukaryota; Viridiplantae; Streptophyta; Magnoliopsida; Caryophyllales; Amaranthaceae
Exons: 2
Coding region: 1-801 (266 amino acids)
Source: RefSeq, a predicted model, not a curated record